AGAAAUUACUCGAAAAUGGUAACAAGGGCUUCAACACUUCCGAUAGUGUUCUUUGAUAGCAAAUACGCGGUGCAAAGUAUGAUGCUUGUUUAUAUUUAAUGAGUCUUAUUACAUGUACAUAUCAGUUCCAAGUCUUUUGCACUAUUUCCCAGUUUAGUAAGACAUAGGAUCAGUGAAGUUACGUACGUUCAGUUCUAUGAUUUUUCUAUUUAAAGACCCUUCUUCGUUUUGAUGAAUCGAUAAUUACAUUUUCCGAUAUGACACUCAAACGUGGGAUCUUAUUACGUGAAUGAUUCUGCUUGUCUAACAAUUCAGUUAGAAACAUUAAAAUGCAAAUCAUAGUUCCUAGUGAAGCAUUCUGACUGGCAAAUUAGACAAAUUUUGAGUGUCAUAGUCUGAAAUUCGUCAUUGCGGAUAGUGCAGGUAUGAAAGUGAUCCAAUCUGUGCUUGAACUAUUAAAUUCUAUCAUGUUUUUCAUUUCAGACUUACAAAAAGAAUUCAUAGCAAUGUUCGAAUGGGCAUACGAUGGUGUUAAUGCUUCAAUACCACGCAAUGUGGGACCAGAAUGUGCAUAUUACCUAAGUCCAAAGCGAAGAAUCAUUGAAACAUUGAUCAUAUCGAUAUUCAUAAUAACCUUCCUUGUUUGGGGCUAUAAACGAAUUAAAUUGCCAACCAAAGUAUCAUAUGUAAAUCAUGAUUGUGUUGGUAGAAGAGUAUUAUUAAUUAUUAUGUCAUUAGUACUAGGAAUGGAAAUUGGUUUUAAGUUUACCAGCAGGACAGUUGUAUAUAUAUUAAAUCCUUGCCAUAUAACCACAGCUGUACAGUUGUAUUUACUGGCAGCAGAUCCUAGUCCUACAGUCACAGCUAUCUUCAGGAUACAUUUGAACUUUUUGAAUGGACCACUUUUAGCAUAUUUAUUCCCAGAGACAGAAUCUCGCAGAAUAUUUGCUGAUAAAGCAAUGUACUAUAUUCAGCAUGGUUUAAUGGUAGUGAUACCGUAUUACUUACUGAGGAUCGGAGGUGUGUAUAAUGUGGAACCUCUAUCAGACAUGAGCUGGUCCGUUUUCAGUUAUGGAAUAAAUUUAGCCUAUCAUUUCUGGAUUAUCCAAGCCAUUGCUUUGCCAAUACAAGUGAAUCUUAGUCAUAUGUUAUGUGCAGCUAUUCUUGACCCUUUUGAAGGUCAAUAUUAUCGGGUAUGGACGUUUAUUCAUCAAGGAUUACUGUGCCCAUUGUUAUCCAAGUUAUUCAGCUUCGCGUCGAAUUUGUUAAUAACGAAGUUUCCGCCAACUAGAGUAAAACCAACGCUUGAUCGCGUACUUGCAAAAAACAAUAAAGUGGAUGAUAAUGAGAAAUUAUAUGAAGAUGCAAAUACUUCAGGAAAUGGACAUACUCACGUAAAUUAGAUCAAUAUUUCGUAAUUCAUAAUUUCUGCUGCAAUUCAGUGAGUACUUGAUUUAGGAAAAUAGAUAAGUUUCUAUGUCAAUAAUGAAAUGAACACAAGACAUUUUGUGUUUGUCAUUUGUGAAUUCGUAAUUGUACAGUCACUACCUGUAAAGAUCGAUGAUCCUUUUCCUAAAUAAACAAAUUUGUAGUUAUUUUUUCGCACUGUAUGUGUGAUUAUGGUGAAUAGGAACAGUGCAGGGCAAGUUAUGGUAGUAAUUAGGAAUUUAUAAAUCUCAAAUAUAAGUCUGUAACGACCUUUAAAUAGGUGCUACCAUUGCCGUGUAGUACAUUUUUUCCAUUUAGCGGAAUGAGAGUCCGCGAAUUAUCUUACGAGAGAUUAGGAGCAUCCGAUGGUCUUGCAUUUUUGAUGCAUCUGUGAUUAGGAAUGUUAUUUGUGAAACAUUUCCUAUUUAAAAAUGCAGCAUUUAUGUUUAACAGUGUAGCGAUUAAUGUUUAACAAUGCAGCGAUUAAUGUUAUUUCAUACGCUAUAUUUUUUUAUGUGAUGAUUUUUCACUUUCAGUUUGAAGUAAACCAUAAUUAAAUAUUUCUAGAUAUAUUAUCUCUAUAGAUUAUUGUUAUAUAGAGCUUGUCAUGCAUGCCACUUUUUUUUUUUUUUUUUGGAGUAAUUAAAGACUCACUUUCUUCUUUAUUGAGCUUAAAUAUAACAUUAUCUUAAUGCUUAAAAUAAUGUACAGUACCUGUUGUAAUUAGAAGAGGAAUAUACCAAUGAAUUGUGUGAUUUAUUUAUUUUAAGUUUUAAACAUAAUCUUAAUGUAUGUAUUUAUAUAUUUCAGUAUCUUAUUAUUUUUAUAGAAUGAUUUUCAUUCCUUAUUAAAUUCAUCCCUAUUCCAAUUACGAUAAAGGAGAUUUAUUGUGAUAUACAUAUGUAAUGAUUAAUUACAUCAUGUGAUACAAAAUGAAAUAUGAAUAUACUAAUAAUUAAUAAAAGCACUGCUUAUCCAUUUUAAA
Molecule: messenger RNA, 2413 nt
Organism: Bombus huntii
Lineage: Eukaryota; Metazoa; Arthropoda; Insecta; Hymenoptera; Apidae
Product: transmembrane protein 164
Exons: 5
Coding region: 426-1403 (325 amino acids)
Source: RefSeq, a predicted model, not a curated record